AUGUUGAACCGUUCACUCUCAGACCAAUUCCUACAACCACCCUUCACUCAGCCUAAUACCAACGAGGCUCAUGAAACUCAGGAUGUUGAUGCCGACACCACCACCAGAGACGCGCGAAGGCCGUCGGCAGGCUGGCUCAGGAAUCCCGCCUGGAUUGAUGGUGGUGUGAAUCCACCUAAAUAUUAUUUUUCGCAUGAAGAGAUUGACGCAGCGUGCUGCGCCUCUGGUGUAGAACCACCACCUCGAUACACCCAACCCGAGAUUCCGGUUGCCCCAUCUCAGCCGAUCACAACAGCUGGAUUACCCCUUGCUACCCAAUACGAUAUACUUUCUUCAAGGGUUUCACCAACGCCAGUCCCUGCAAAUAAUCAUUACCGCAUGGCCGGACCAUUGGGAAAUGGUGUUGGAAAUGAACCUUGGGUACCUGCUGCGCCUCCACCCGAUGGGCAUCUCGUCAAUGUAACACACACGUACACCGCAACGGAAUCGACGACUGGUUCCUCCCGCAAUGCGAAGGCUGCUGCUCCAAAGAAGAAGGCAACGACAAUGCUGGGGAAUAUCACUCUCGAAGGCAUAACACGUGUAGACUUUAUCAAGGCUUUCCUUUCCAUCCACAACCUUGACACCCAGUUUGCCCCUGGUGUCCACUCUGGUCCUCCGUUCAAGCUCUCAUGGACCGGUUCUAUUGGCGGAAAAGGCAAUGCGCCGACAUUCUUGACAGAUGAAAGCUUUAACCUCGCCCUUGCGGCCAUCCUCAAGAAAGAUAAGAAGAAGAUUCACGUCACCCUCGAGUUCGACACAGAUGUAAUGUCAGGCUAUCGAAUCCAACACCUGGUUCCCUCAUUGAAUGUGCCAGUGAACAAUGGCGAGGAGGAGCUUCUUUAUGGAACCAGGAUUCCACAACUCGCCCAAUUCAACGAUACCGAGCAAGUUAAUGGACGAUUCAUCUUGGAGAUCAAGAAACGGUGGCCAUGUGCUUCUCAUCAAGGAGAGCAUGGUGAACCAGGCCAUUGCUUUAUCACAGUCUCUGGAGGACAUCUGCGGCUCAACCCCCUCCGUCUCAAGAUGUGGGCUGCUGCUAUGGCAUCUGGUGAUGUUAUGAAGCAUGAUCCACCAUGCACAGAGGCCUUUGAUGGUCCACGCGAUGGACAGAUCUCGUCUAUCCGAGCGCGCGGCCACUCAGGUGCAAGCACGGCGUCUACAGCCUUUGCUCCAGCCAACAAUGACAUGAUGACGCUUGUCAUGGCGUCUCUUAUUCCCGUCCUUGGCGGAUUAUCCCGUAAACGUCCCCGUUCUGAAUCCCCCGGCCAAUACUCGCCUCCGCUUCCCAAGCGUCCUCAUUCUGAUUUACAGACACCAAUUCGCAACCAGCCCAAUGUCCAAACCCCAAAGCGCCCUCGCUGUGAAUUCCAAACACCAAAGCGACUAGCAUUCCAGCAACCUCCUGCCUCCCCUGUCUCUAUCCCAGCUCCUGGUUUUGAGCUGCGAGUUUGCCUUCGAGACUUUGCAGAGCUCGAGGCUGUUGACAUGACGCCGUUUGAGAUUGCAUUGCGCGAGGAGGACUUCACUCCUGACCUCAUCGCCUUGGCUGAUGAGUCGGCAACCAUAGCCAUUUGCAAUAUUACGGGUGCUACAUGUGGUCGUCUCAUGAGGUUGAAACUUUUUUGUAGGAAAUGGCAGACUACUUACGAGCAGAAGCUUCUUUCGGGUAAUUAUACUACCUAUGAACUUAAGUAA
Laccaria bicolor S238N-H82 is the source of this 1737-nucleotide messenger RNA. RefSeq lists its product as uncharacterized. Lineage: Eukaryota; Fungi; Basidiomycota; Agaricomycetes; Agaricales; Hydnangiaceae. The coding region runs from base 1 to 1737 and encodes 578 amino acids. The record is from RefSeq and is a predicted model, not a curated record. The transcript has 8 exons.